This is a messenger RNA of Temnothorax curvispinosus, 1907 nucleotides long. RefSeq names its product apyrase. NCBI's taxonomy places the organism in Eukaryota, Metazoa, Arthropoda, Insecta, Hymenoptera, Formicidae. The record is from RefSeq and is a predicted model, not a curated record. Gene Ontology annotation, cellular component: plasma membrane. The coding region runs from base 196 to 1812 and encodes 538 amino acids. The transcript is spliced from 12 exons. Gene Ontology annotation, molecular function: nucleotide binding; metal ion binding; 5'-nucleotidase activity. Gene Ontology annotation, biological process: AMP catabolic process.
CGUAAAAAAGUGUAAUUAUCAUUUCCGUGUUGACAAAGAAUUCAACGUACAUUCGUAACGUGCCGUUAAGAAAGACAUUUUAAGCUGUGUUCCGAUAUUCACUGCAAGUACUGAAAAUCUAUAGUUUACAUAACGUACAUUACAGAUUUUGAGUACUGACAGUGAAUAUCGGAACGCGCGCAGCCUUAGUGCGACAUGUACGCGCUACUGUUGGUUUCAUUGUUAUUCCAAGUUUGUUUGGGAUUCACCGGGCGAGGACUCUUUUAUCCUGGUAGAUCAGACCUGUUCGAGUUAUCGAUAAUUCAUUUAAAUGACUUUCAUGCCAGAUUCGAACAGACGAGCUCCUCUUCUGGGUCCUGCCAAGAAGGUCACGAAAAGGACUGCGUGGGAGGUAUUGCUAGAGUCUACACUGCAGUCAAUCAGCUUGUGAAGGAACGACCGAAUGCGAUUUUCCUGAAUGCUGGUGAUCAUUUUCAGGGGACACUUUGGUAUAAUAUCCAUCGUUGGAACGUCACUGCCUUAUUCUUGAAUAUGUUGCCGCACGAUGCUAUGACGAUCGGCAACCAUGAGUUCGACAAUAAAAUUGAAGGCGUUGUUCCCUUUCUUAAAAAUGUCAAUGCACCAGUUGUAGUAACAAAUAUCGAUGACAGCGAGGAGCCAACUAUACAGGGUUUAUAUAAGAAUAGUACAAUUAUCGAAAGAAAUGGUACCAAAAUCGGUGUCAUUGGCGUCAUUUUAUCGACUACGAACUUACUCUCGAAUACGGAGAAAUUAAAAUUUUUGGAUGAGGUAGAGACAGUCAAUGACGAAGCUAAGCGACUGAAGGAAAAGGGAGUAGACAUUAUUAUAGUUCUAAGCCAUUGUGGAUUAAAUGUGGACAAGAUCAUGGCUGCGAAUUGUCCCUUGAUCGAUGUAAUCGUCGGUGGUCAUUCACAUACAUUUCUUUAUAGUGGACCUCCGCCUUCUAUCGAUGCACCAGCGGAUGAAUAUCCCGUGGUCGUGACACAAAAUGAAACAGAUAGAACGGUCCUUAUUGUUCAGGCAGCUGCUUUUACAAAGUAUUUAGGUAAUCUAACAGUAUGGUUCGACGACCAAGGCGAGGUCGUCGAUUGGGACGGAAAUCCACUUCUUCUGGACCAAUCCGUCGAAGAAGACCCGGAAAUCUUGGAAGCUUUGAAGCCAUGGAAAGAGGAAGUGGAUGGAACGGCGUUAAAAAAAAUUGGCAAGACGAGAGUUUUACUUGACCGCAAUUGUCGUUAUAAAGAAUGCAAUAUGGGAAAUCUUAUAACUGACGCCAUGGUGGAUGCGGUUGUUGAUGAUGCUAAAAAUAAAACUCACUGGACGUAUGCCGCAGUGGCCUGCUCGAAUUCAGGAGGAAUUCGUACUUCCAUUGAGGAAUCUGAGAUUACCUACGGUGAUCUGAUAAUGGUUCACCCUUUUGAAAACACUUGGGACACUGUUGAACUAACUGGAGAAUCCAUUAAAAAAAUUCUAGAAAUGAAAGAAAUUCUAGUCUGGUCCGGGCUAAAAGUUACUUACAAAAAAGUUAAUGAAACGCGAACUGUGGUCGAUGUUAAAAUUAGAUGCCAGGCUUGCGAGUAUCCGGUAUUCGAAGAUUUGGUGCACGAUCAAUGGUAUAGAAUAGUGGUACCAAGUUUCUUAAUAAACGGCGGAGAUGGCUAUCACAUUUUUAAAGAUAAGAGUCGUAAUCACAAAAUUGGGACGCUCGAUAUAGACCACUUUAUGAAAUACGUAACAAAGAUGAGUCCUAUAUUUAUUGGAACCGAAAGACGAAUCACUUUUGUAAAGUAGAAUCUUUUUCUAAUGUAGAUUAAUUUUUAUAAUAAUAAACGUAUAUAUGAAAAACUUACAUGAAAACGUGCAUUUAAAGUAAAGUUAUUUAUUCU